Myotis myotis is the source of this 2560-nucleotide messenger RNA. It is a transcript of the gene PRR14, whose product is annotated as proline rich 14. Bases 687 to 2426 code for a protein of 579 amino acids. The record is from RefSeq and is a predicted model, not a curated record. The transcript is spliced from 11 exons. Lineage: Eukaryota; Metazoa; Chordata; Mammalia; Chiroptera; Vespertilionidae. Gene Ontology annotation, cellular component: nucleoplasm.
ACCUCCGGGAUUGGAGUGGAGGGGCAUCUGCUGGACAGCGGGUCCCCGGGGAGCCUCACAGAGUUGGCGAUGCUCAAGUUCGGGCCGUCCUGGAGUGGAGCUUUGCUGAGCCGAAGCUCCCGGGGAGAGGACCCUCCCGCGGCGUCUGAUUGGAGGAAACGCGCUGUGGGAUUCCUUCCGCUCGGAUCCAGUGGAGGGAUCUGGCGGGAGGGGAAGCGUCGGUGUGUGGGAAUAUUGCUUCGGAGUCCUCGGCCACUCGCUGGCUGUGGCUGGGGAUCGGGUGGAAACAGCCGCUCCGGACAGGAUCCCAGCUGACGCCGAGGUGGAAUGGGGGUGGGGGCCGUUCUCGGGGCAGAAUCUACGGGGACAAAGGCCCCAGGAGGCUCGCGCCGUGGGAGAGCUGGGGCCGCUACAAUCCAGGUUCUGGCGGCAAGUGCCUAGCAGUGAUCCUUUGACUGCGGCGGCGGCGGCAGUGGGAAGACGGACGCUCCGGACCGCCGACUGGGGGCGCUUUUUCGCGCCCCAAGUCUCCAGCCCCGUCGGCUACCGAGAACUGCUUACUACCAUGAAGGGCGGAGCCCCAGGGAAAGGGCUGGCCCUCACUCCCCGUUCCCCCGCUCCCCACCUCCCACCCCAGGCUGCAGCCUGGGAUCCCCCAGGGACUCCCCGGAGCCGCCGCUUCCCCCAUGGACUUGCCCGGGGACUCCAGCCCCCCUGGCCAGCCGCGCCUGUGCCGCCAGCCCCUGACUCGAACAUCAUGGGGAGCCAGAAGCCCGAAACGGCGAAGGCUACAGCUCCCCGUGGUCCCUUCACCCUUGGAAAAGGCCUCUCGGCGGGUCCUAGCCGUGGUGCUGGAAGAUGUCAUGGCUGCCCAUAUGGUCCCCCUGGUGCCCCAAGAGGAGACCUCCACCCCACCACACCGCAGCAACCAUUGGGAUUCUGUUCACCACCAGCUGCCUGCCUCGCCACCCCAACAGGCUAUGUGGUCAUCGCAGGCCAGGCCUGCCUAUCCACUGCACUUAUGCCGAGAGCCCUUGAGCCGCAUCAACCGGCCUUCUCCCACCCUGAGGUGUCCAUCAAAGACAACCUCUGGCCCAGAAGAAGACCCUUCACAAGAGGUGGACCGGGCACCCCAGCCUACUUUGGUGGUGAUGCUAGAAGACAUUGUCGGUCCCAGACCCCCAGCUGAGGACUUGGCGGACAAGACUUCCAACUUCAUCGUCCCAGCGAGAAGAGCUGAGUCCAUGAUGAUGAUUCACCAGACAAAGCCUCCGUCCAGGGACCUGGAACCCCCCUUCCAGCCAUCUGCCCUGCCUGCAGACCCUCUGGAGAACCCAUCAGCAACCCCAGAUCCGGUUCUGGAAGCCCCAUCGACCCCACCGCCGUCCAGCCUUUUACGCCCUCGCCUCAGUCCCUGGGGCUUGGCUCCCCUCUUCCGUUCUGUCCGCUCCAAGCUAGAGAGCUUUGCAGACAUCUUCCUCACACCCAUCAAAGCCCCACAGCCCCCACCCCCCUCACCCCCCAUGAAGUUGGAGUUGAAGAUUGCCAUCUCAGAGGCUGAGCAGUCCAGGGCUGCUGAGGAUACUGCCUUUGUCAGUCCCCGCCCCCCUAUCCGCCAGUGGCGAGCCCAAGCCCACAGCCCCCCAGCAUCUCCUCCUAAGCCAUCUCUGGGCCGAAGCCACUCCUGCCCUGACCUGGGGCCUCCUGGCUCAGAUACCUGCAGCUGGCCCCCUGCUCCACACCACCCAAGCCGGCCACGGCCUCGACGGCACACUGUGGGUGGUGGGGAGAUGGCUGGAGCCCCGCCACCCCCUCGACCCUGUCUCCGGAAAGAGGUCUUCCCUCUUGGAGGAGUGGGAGGCUCUCCUCCCCUCGGCACAUCUUGUUCGUCCUCUGCAUCCACUUCCUCCUUCUCUGAACCUGCAGAACCCAGGUUGGGCUCGACCAAGGGCAAGGAGCCACGGGCCUCAGAGGACCAAGUGCUUUCCGACCCCAAGACCAAGACCAUGGGAAAGGUUUCUCGAUUUAGAAUACGCAGGACACUGGCCCGUCCUCAACUAAACCUUACACCAAUGGGGCUGCCUCGACCGAUCAGGUUGAACAAGAAGGAGUUCAGCUUGGAAGAAAUUUACACCAACAAGAAUUAUCAGUCACCUACAACCAGGAGGACAUUUGAGACCAUCUUUGAGGAACCCCGGGUGCGCAAUGGGACUCUGAUAUUGACCAGCUCGAGGAAGCUGCGGCGGGCUAUGGAGUUUCGGGACAGCAGCCUUCCUCGAUCCCGGCGGCCGUCUCGUGGGGUCCGAGCUGCUGCUGGCAGGACCCUUGCUCCCAGCUUGGCCCCCGGCCCAGAUGUGGGACCCCUGCUGCAGCAGCGGCUGGAGGAGCUGGAUGCCUUGCUCCUGGAAGAGGAGGAAGUGGAUUAGGGAGCCGCCCCAUCUGACCUAGGAGCUCCAUCUGUUUAUCUGUACAUCCAUCCUGGAGGGAAGGGAAGCCUCUGAGACCAUUUUAUUUUUUUUUCUCUGUAUUUCUAGUAAAGUUUUUGGUAUGUUUCUGAUUG